Microtus oregoni (creeping vole) is the source of this 1175-nucleotide messenger RNA. Its product is annotated as lysophosphatidic acid receptor 4-like. Gene Ontology annotation, molecular function: lysophosphatidic acid receptor activity. Bases 1 to 1113 code for a protein of 370 amino acids. The record is from RefSeq and is a predicted model, not a curated record. Gene Ontology annotation, biological process: positive regulation of Rho protein signal transduction; phospholipase C-activating G protein-coupled receptor signaling pathway. Gene Ontology annotation, cellular component: membrane. The transcript has a single exon. Lineage: Eukaryota; Metazoa; Chordata; Mammalia; Rodentia; Cricetidae.
AUGGGUGACAGAAGAUUUAUUGACUUCCAGUUCCAAGAUUUAAAUUCAAGUCUCAGACCCAGGUUGGGCAAUGCAACUGCCAAUAAUACUUGCAUUGUUGAUGACUCCUUCAAGUAUAAUCUGAAUGGUGCUGUCUAUAGUGUUGUGUUCAUCCUCGGUCUAAUAACCAACAGUGCCUCCCUGUUUGUAUUCUGCUUCCGCAUGAAAAUGAGAAGUGAGACUGCUAUUUUCAUCACCAAUCUGGCCCUAUCUGAUUUGCUUUUUGUCUGUACUCUACCUUUCAAAAUAUUUUACAACUUUAAUCACCACUGGCCUUUUGGUGACACCCUUUGUAAGAUCUCAGGGACUGCAUUCCUCACCAACAUCUACGGGAGCAUGCUCUUCCUCACCUGCAUAAGUGUGGAUCGUUUCCUAGCCAUUGUCUAUCCCUUCCGAUCUCAUACCAUCAGGACCAGGAGGAAUUCUGCCAUUGUGUGUGCUGGAGUCUGGAUCCUAGUCCUCAGUGGUGGUAUUUCAGCUUCUUUGUUUUCCACCACUAAUGUCAACAAUGCAACCACCACUUGCUUUGAGGGCUUCUCCAAACGCGUCUGGAAGACAUACCUGUCCAAGAUCACCAUAUUCAUUGAAGUUGUCGGGUUCAUCAUUCCUCUGAUAUUGAACGUUUCUUGCUCUUCUGUGGUGCUGAGAACCCUCCGCAAGCCUGCAACAUUGUCUCAAAUUGGAACCAAUAAGAAAAAAGUGUUGAAGAUGAUCACAGUGCAUAUGGCAGUUUUUGUGGUAUGCUUUGUACCAUACAACUCUGUUCUCUUUUUAUAUGCCUUGGUAUGCUCCCAAGCCAUUACAAAUUGCUUAUUGGAAAGGUUUGCAAAGAUCAUGUACCCAAUUACCUUGUGCCUUGCAACUCUGAAUUGUUGCUUUGAUCCUUUUAUCUAUUACUUCACUCUUGAAUCCUUUCAGAAAUCCUUCUAUAUCAAUACACAUAUAAGAAUGGAAUCCCUGUUUAAGACUGAGACACCUCUGACCCCAAAGCCUUCCCUUCCAGCUAUUCAAGAGGAAGUUAGUGAUCAAACAACAAAUAAUGGUGGUGAAUUAAUGCUGGAAUCCACCUUCUAGGUACUAGAAUUAUUUUUCAUGUACAGUAACAGUGUCUCCUAUGAGUUUUCCUAUGCUAUAAG